Messenger RNA from Labeo rohita (rohu), 2605 nucleotides. RefSeq names its product intermembrane lipid transfer protein VPS13C-like. NCBI's taxonomy places the organism in Eukaryota, Metazoa, Chordata, Actinopteri, Cypriniformes, Cyprinidae. The record is from RefSeq and is a predicted model, not a curated record. The annotation marks the transcript as partial. Gene Ontology annotation, cellular component: extrinsic component of membrane. Gene Ontology annotation, biological process: protein targeting to vacuole; mitochondrion organization; protein retention in Golgi apparatus. The transcript has 13 exons.
AUUAAACUACACCUGAGUCUGUCUCUGGGCUCCAGUGGAGAUGAUUCUGAGCAGGGUGAUAUGGUCGCCAUCCAGUCCGUCAACCUCCUGCUCAAAAGCAUUGGUGCCACACUCACUGAUGUAGAUGAUCUGAUUUUCAAACUGGCUUACUUUGAGGUGAAAUAUCAGUUCUACCGGCGAGAGAAACUGAUGUGGGCGGUGAUCAGACACUAUACUGAACAAUUCCUAACACAGAUGUACGUGCUGGUUUUGGGACUGGAUGUUCUUGGAAAUCCAUUCGGGCUGAUCCGAGGCUUAUCAGAAGGAGUGGAGGCUUUCUUCUAUGAGCCCAUCCAGGGGGCUGUUCAAGGACCUGAGGAAUUUGCAGAAGGUUUUGUUAUCGGUGUUAAAAGUUUACUGGGCCACACAGUGGGAGGCGCAGCUGGCAUGGUGUCCCGCAUAACAGGCACUGUAGGAAAAGGCUUGGCUGCAAUCACUAUGGACAAAGAGUAUCAGCAGAAACGAAGGGAGGAGAUGAACAGACCCACUAAAGACUUUGGAGAGAGUCUGGCUAAAGGAGGAAAGGGUUUCCUCAAGGGAGUGGUUGGUGGUGUAACAGGAAUUGUGACCAAACCGGUGGAAGGGGCGAAGAAAGAGGGGGCUGCAGGCUUCUUCAAGGGCAUUGGGAAAGGCCUGGUUGGAGUGGUGGCCAGACCUACAGGGGGCAUCGUAGACAUGGCAAGCAGUACUUUUCAGGGCAUUCAGAGGGUGGCAGAAUCAACUGAAGAGGUGAAUAAAUUAAGGCCAGUGCGUCUCAUACAAGAGGACGGCAUCAUACGGCCCUACGACCACCAUGCGUCGGAGGGCUAUGACCUCUUUCAGAGGUCUGAGAUUAAACAGCUGGAUGGAGAAGUCUUCAGAGAACACUAUGAGUACCCAGGACACAGAAAAACAAACAUCAUUAUCACCAACAGGAGGGUGAUGUGUGUGAAGGAGAUCGAUGUGAUUGGACAUUUCAAUAAAGAAUGGGAAUGUCAAUUUGAGAAUUUUCAAAGGCCCCCAAGCACAGAGGGAGGAGAUUUGAAGAUAUAUUACCGGGAACAGAACAAAUUAAACCUCAUUAGGAAGGAUGGACAGACGCAGGUGAAAGUGAUAAACAUGAGACAUGCUGGCAUGGCUGAGAGACUGCGAGAAAGAAUCGACAGUGCCCAGUUUGCACGCAAGCAAUAUCAGAUGGCACGGCAGAAAUCACAGCGCUUCAUCAAAAUGGGCAACGUUUAAAUUAGUCAGUCGAACCAUGUAAAUGUGUUCCCACAUCUCCUCCUUAGUUUAAUAUACUGCCUAGCAUUCAAAGUGUCAUGUAUAGAAAUGUAUUUUAGCAAAUGUAUUAGUUAAACUCACUGGGGUUUUGCAUGUAUCUCUGAAUAUUUUGAGGUUUUUUUGGAUGUUUAAGCACUUUGCCUUUUGUUGUCAUGUUUUGCUUAAUGUCGUGAUGAUGGGAGAAAACAAAUUUGGAAAAGAGAUUAAUUAUUUUGUUAGAUUAUUUUGCACAAAUACAUCACUUCAAUAUACAACUGCAAUGUGAGGCUUGUCCAGUUAAGCUCACUUACCUUACUUACAAAAACGAAGACAAAAAUCACCGUUUUCUCUUCUAGAUCAUCCUUCCAUGUUUUGUUCAACACUGACACGUAUGAUAGACAAAACUACUCUCAGCGUCUUGAAUAUUUUAACAUUACAGUGUUUUGUUCUCAUUUGUAUUGUUUUACAGAUGCACAUAUGCUCUUUUGUGCCUUCCGCUGCACUUAAGGAAGUGUACUGUGACUGUGUUGUCACAAAGUGGAGUCUGUGUCACAGCUGUUCCACAGUUUGUUAAAAUGGCAGACCACACCUGCUAUUUAAGGUGGAGACUAUGAUGUGAGCUUAGCUUUACCUCUCAUGGUUACCUGCUUGUUUUGGAAGUAACCAAGAUGUGAUUAAACAGCGCAUGCCUAUAUGUCAAGGAAAGAGUGUGCUGUAUUCCACAGUUUUCCCACAACGAUGUACAGUGAAUGUAAUGUCAAAGCACCUGGCAUUGGAUCCUCUCCAUGUUGCUAAGUAACUGGGCUUCCUGUAUGUGGGUGCAAAUGGCCCCUAUUGGCCUGGUGUGGGCAGGAAAGGAGAGGUUGGCUAUCCCAAGCCCUUUGCUGUGGGUCUUUCCAUGUCCUCUUAUUUCCUAUGCAUCAGUUGACCAGAUAUACACCCACAGGUCAGUGCCAUUGUGUGUAGACAGCUGUAACAGCUAAAGACACCAAAUGUCAUAAAUAAUCUCCACUAAUCCAAUGCAAACACUAGGAAUGUCAGCCAUAACGGCAUAAGCAUUUCCUGAUCUCAUCUGCCUCUCUAGAUAAAAGCUGUUUUCAGAAACAUUCAGUGUUCUGGAACUCAGAUCACAACCUCAUACGUCAAUGCAGUACAGUAAACCGGCAGUAUCUAAUCUAACAUCAGUCUCAUGACUGAACUCUAUUGUGAAAACUAUCGUGGGUUAAUGCACUGUAAUUAAAACUAUAGUUCUGCACUUUAAUUGGACCUUGAUCAAACUUUAAGAGAAUCAAAUUAGCUAAAAAAAAAAUAGAAAUAAAAAAAACAA